UCGUUGUGUCGUUUAGUGUCCUCAGGGACGAUUCCGAGCGGUGGCUGACAUUCAAUCCCAUACGCCCGCCUUCCGUCACACUGCCACUGCCAACUCCACUACAACCACCCGCGAUAAGGAGAGAGAGAGACUCACCUCCGCAACUCACCAACGAUUCCACCGCUACCCAUUCAACCCCGACGCUCCCCUGGGCGGUUUUCGCCUGAUUCUCCCUGAUUCCCGAGAGCUACCGCUAUACCAGGAGCUCUGCUUAUUUUACCCUACUUCCUUUCUGAUCAUCCUCCCAUUGAGCUCGAGUGUCCGGUUGUCGUCACUAUGUCGAAAGUCGUGCGCAGUGUAAAAAAUGUCACCAAGGGUUACUCGUCGGUCCAGGUCAAGGUCCGAAAUGCAACGAGUAAUGACCCCUGGGGCCCGACCGGUACAGAAAUGGCAGAGAUUGCCGCCCUGACGUUUAGCAGUCCCACCGAUUUCUACGAGAUUAUGGACAUGCUGGACAAGCGACUAAAUGAUAAGGGAAAGAAUUGGCGUCACGUGUUGAAGUCCCUGAAGGUAUUAGAUUACUGUCUCCACGAAGGCUCAGAGCUAGUCGUGACGUGGGCCCGGAAGAAUGUCUACAUCAUCAAGACCCUGCGCGAGUUCCAAUACGUGGAUGAGGAUGGCAGAGAUGUCGGUCAAAAUGUGCGUGUCGCUGCUAAAGAACUCACUACUCUGGUGAUGGAUGAAGACCGAUUGCGAAGUGAGCGCUCUGACCGAAAGCUGUGGAAAUCGCGGGUGAGCGGGCUAGACGACUACCCAGGCCAUGGCAGUGAACCACAACCACGUCGCAACGAGCGCCGUCGGCGUCCCGCGGAUGAUGAUGAUGUUGAAUACCGCUUGGCGAUCGAGGCUAGCAAACAUGAGGCCGAAGAGGAACGGAAGCGACGGGCGAAGAGCUCUAUGCAAACCGGGGAGGAGGACGAAGAUCUAGCUAAGGCGAUCAAGCUGAGUAAGGAAGAGGAAGAACUUCGCAAGCGCGAACUGGAAGAGAGCAACGCACAAUCCCUCUUCGAUGAUGCCCCCGUCCAGGCCGCCCCGGCACAGCCCACCGGUUACAACCAGGGAUACCAACAGCAAAGUGCGGUGGACUGGUUCGGCAACCCGAUCAACCCCCAGCAACCUCUGUCGACUGGAUACUUGAACAACCAAUACGCACAGCAGACUGGAUUCCAGGGACAGAUGACUGGAAUGCCCAAUGGCUACACCAACGGAUUCCAGGCGCAGCCUACAGCCUUUGACCAGAACCCGUACGGUCAGCCCCAGAAUAACUUCCUGCAGCCACAGGCCACGCUACAACCCCAGGCAACCCUGCAGCCGCAGCAUACAGCGUUUAACACCAACAAUCCCUAUGGUACCACCGACAUGUUCGCCCAGCAACAGCAACAACCCCAACCGCAGCAACAGCAACAACAGCCGCAAGAUAACUUCCUUUCGUCGGGCACCAAUAACCCAUGGGCCUCUGGCAGCCCGCAGCCGGGAGAUAUGUUGAAACCAAUGCAGACCGGUUCCAACAAUCCAUUUGCUCAGCGCACGCAGCCGCAGCCGCAGCAGUUCCAGACCAGGCCCGCAACGUCCGGACACCCAUCUCUGAACACGCUGGCAGAAGAGCGCGCGACCACCGCCUUCAAUCCAAUCGCCAACUACCAGGCCCCUGUGGCCCCUGCACCACCCAAGAGUACCCCGCCUCAGAUGAACGACCCGCAUCAUGCUCGUCUCAAUGCACUCCUCGCCAGCGGCGACGGCCAGGAUACCUUUGGAAACGUUGGCGACCUUCGUAUUCCCGCUCAACACACCGCACCCGGCACCUUCGUCAAUUCUGCUGGUCAAGGUCUCGAUCGCCUACGCGCCAACCAGACCGGUAACAACCCAUUCUUCGCCCAACAACGGUUCGUUCCCCAGCAAACAGGAUUCGCCCAGCAGCAGACCGGUUUCGCGCAGCCCACGAACAACCCCUGGGGUGCACAGCAAUCAUACCAGCAGCAGCCUCAGGCCGGAGGCAGCCUGAUAGAUCUGUGAAAGACGAAAAAUGUUCAUCCGUGAUGUCCAUGGUAUACAACUUAACGGGUUUGUGGGUGGAAGUGGAAUACGAUACCAGGUCUUUUAUCUUGUCUUGUCUUUAUCGAUUAUAUCUCUACUUCUCUUUCCUUUUAUUCCCUUUGUUCCGUUGCGUCGUCUUUACAACGAAUGGUUGGGUGUUGUGCUCGCAUUGAAUUAGGGUUCCGGAAUUGACGUACAGAUUUCAGUCCAGUUCAUUUAAACCACUUUUACUACUUCUAUCGCUCCACUAUGUUCUGACGCUUUACCUUCUCGCGUGCGCGCUCUCUCUCUCUCUCUCUCUCUCUCUCUCUCUACCUGACUCGAUUUGAUGCUAGCCGGGAUAUCCAACCAGUUUAAACCAGACCCUUUGCUUUCAUGUGUUUGUCUUGCCCUUUUAUCUCCUUGAUGAUGUACCGUUCUACUUAUACCUAUUACCUACUCUAUUUAUUUGGGUUCAUGUUUCGUAGUAUAUAAAUUAUAUUGUAUUGUAUUAUACAUGGUUGUACUUCGUAUAUUGAUAUUGUUAUACCUACGUAGUAGACUUAGUUAUCUAAAGUCUAGAUUUACUGUA
Molecule: messenger RNA, 2644 nt
Organism: Aspergillus caelatus
Lineage: Eukaryota; Fungi; Ascomycota; Eurotiomycetes; Eurotiales; Aspergillaceae
Product: epsin
Exons: 4
Coding region: 316-2052 (578 amino acids)
Biological process (GO): actin filament organization; endocytosis
Cellular component (GO): clathrin vesicle coat; plasma membrane; endosome
Molecular function (GO): clathrin binding; phospholipid binding
Source: RefSeq, a predicted model, not a curated record